AUUUAUUUAAUUGUUUUUUUUCUUCGUUUCUGUUCAUAAAAAUGAGGCUUGGGAUACUUUUAAAUUGUGUCUACUGUAGCGUAGUUCAGUCAUGGUAAUCUUUCUUUUUGGCAACUACAACUUAUAAACAACUUGAAAAGAGGUGUUUUGACGAAAGGGAAAAAUGGAGUCAAGAUUUAUGCCAGAUAGAAGAAGUCGAUUCAAAGGAAAGGCCGUCUUUAAGGCCGAUGAACUUCGUCGUCAAAGAGAAGAACAACAAGUCGAAAUCCGUAAACAAAAGCGUGAAGAGAGUUUAAACAAGCGCAGAAACUUAAAUUCCGUACUUCAAAAUGAAACAUCUGAAAACAUGGAAAAUGAGCCUGUGCGAGGCUUUAUGGAUGGACAGAUGGAUGAUGAAUUCCCCAAGCUUACUGCAGACGUUAUGUCUAAUAAUAUAGAGCUACAACUAAAUGCUGUCACAAAAUUCCGUAAAUUUUUGUCUAAAGAGACCAAUCCCCCGAUCGAUCGUGUUAUUGCAUGUGGUGUGGUAGAUCGCUUUGUUCAGUUCUUGGAAAGUGAGCAUAAUUUACUUCAAUUUGAGGCCGCUUGGGCCUUGACUAAUAUUGCAAGUGGUACCACUGAUCAGACACGAGUUGUUGUCAAUUCUGGAGCCGUUCCUCGGUUCAUUCACUUACUUUCCUCUCCAGAGAAGGACGUCCGUGAACAAGUUGUGUGGGCCCUUGGUAAUAUUGCUGGUGAUUCUUCAGCCUGUCGUGACUAUGUUCUUAGUUGUGGAUGUUUAGAACCUUUGCUUUAUAUUAUUGAAACGAGCACUGCAGAUUUGUCUAUGCUUCGUAACGCUACAUGGACGCUCUCCAACUUGUGCCGUGGUAAAAACCCUCCCCCCAACUGGUCAACCAUUUCAGUUGCAUUACCUACUCUUGCGAAACUUUUGUAUUCCGAUGAUGUUGAAGUUGUUGUGGAUGCCUGUUGGGCUAUCUCAUAUCUCUCUGAUGGACCUAAUGAAAAAAUUGGUGCUAUCAUUGACGUUGGAUGUGCUCCUCGUCUUGUAGACUUAUUGAAUUCAUCUAGUCCUAAUAUUCAAACACCUGCACUCCGCUCUGUUGGUAACAUCGUCACCGGUACUGAUGCUCAAACUCAAAUUAUUAUUGAGUGUGGUGCUUUGAAUGCUUUCCCAAAUCUUUUGUGCCAUCACAAAGAGAAUAUUCGUAAAGAAACAUGCUGGACUAUAAGUAACAUUACUGCUGGUAACAUCCAACAAAUUCAAGCAGUGAUUGAAUCAAACCUGAUUCAACCAUUGGUACACCUGCUAAAGAAUGCAGAUUACAAAACUAAAAAAGAAGCUUGUUGGGCUAUUUCCAACGCUACGUCAGGUGGUUUGGGUCAGCCUGAGCAAAUCCGCUACCUUGUGAAGCAAGGCGUCAUUAAACCAUUGUGUGAUAUGCUAGAGGGAUCGGAUAAUAAAAUUGUUCAGGUUGCUUUGGAUGCCAUUGAAAAUAUUCUGAAAGUUGGUGAAAUGGAUCGCACAAUGGACGUUCAGAACAUUAAUCUCUGUGCAGUCUAUAUUGAAGAGGCUGGUGGUAUGGAUAAAAUUUACGAGUUGCAAACAUCUGGAAACAACGACAUUUAUCUUAAGGCAUACAACAUCAUCGAAAAGUAUUUUAGUGAUGAAGACGGCGUAGAAGACUUAGCACCUGAGACAAAUGGUAGUACGUUUAGUUUCAGUGGUGGACCGGCCGCAAAUGAAGAAUUCCAUUUUGAUUCCCAGGAUAUGGCCAUGUAAAAACUAAAUGGUCGUCUCAUGUCUAUGCUUUAGUUCAGAGAAGGUGGUCAGGCGUGUGUAAUGUUAAUACUCGAGAAAAUACGAAGAAAAGGAUGAUUUCUCAGAAAGUAAAAAACAAUAAAAAAAUAAAAGGAUUGGUAUGUCCUUUGUCGUUGUUUGCUGUUUGCAGCUUUAUGGAUACAAUAGUUUAAAUAGAUUCAGGUUAUAACGUGAGGUUGAUUAAUUAAUAUUUCGUUUCUUUUCCCUUUCAA
Messenger RNA from Schizosaccharomyces octosporus yFS286, 2034 nucleotides. Its product is annotated as importin alpha. The record is from RefSeq and is a predicted model, not a curated record. Gene Ontology annotation, biological process: NLS-bearing protein import into nucleus. Bases 164 to 1783 code for a protein of 539 amino acids. Gene Ontology annotation, cellular component: nucleus; nucleoplasm; cytoplasm. NCBI's taxonomy places the organism in Eukaryota, Fungi, Ascomycota, Schizosaccharomycetes, Schizosaccharomycetales, Schizosaccharomycetaceae. Gene Ontology annotation, molecular function: nuclear import signal receptor activity; protein binding. The transcript has a single exon.